CCAAUGUUUGGGAUGGAUUGUAUCCACCUGUGUCCAUGGAGGGGAUUGGAACACCUGAAUCACAUGGUAUGGAGGGGAUUGGAACACCUGAAUCACAUGAUAUGGAGGGGAUUGGAACACCUGAAUCACAUGAUUGGGAGGGGAUUGGAGCACCUGAAUCACAUGAUAUGGAGGGGAUUGGAACACCUGAAUCACAUGAUAUGGAGGGGAUUGGAACACCUGAAUCACAUGAUUGGGAGGGGAUUGGAGCACCUGAAUCACAUGAUAUGGAGGGGAUUGGAACACCUGAAUCACAUGAUUGGAGGGGAUUGGAACACCUGAAUCACAUGAUAUGGAGGGGAUUGGAACACCUGAAUCACAUGAUUGGGAGGGGAUUGGAGCACCUGAAUCACAUGAUACCAUUCCGCCCAUUGACACCAAUGAUGGGG
This is a messenger RNA of Staurois parvus, 428 nucleotides long. The record is from the annotation of a GenBank genome assembly. Lineage: Eukaryota; Metazoa; Chordata; Amphibia; Anura; Ranidae.